Messenger RNA from Acanthoscelides obtectus, 375 nucleotides. Lineage: Eukaryota; Metazoa; Arthropoda; Insecta; Coleoptera; Chrysomelidae. The record is from the annotation of a GenBank genome assembly.
AUGCUGAAAUAUCUCCUCGUCACAGGAUCUUAUCCACUUGCUUAUUUUCCAUUGUUUGACAAAGCUUAUAUCGACUCGUGGGCAACACUGUUGGACAGGAGGCAUAGGGGCCUUCCAGCGGUUUCGAUAGGGGUUGCAGAUAUAUCAUGGAUGGAGGAACAAACCGACUCAGCCAGUACCAGUUCAACACGAAAAUGUAUAACAGCUAUUCUUUGUGGUAGAACUAGUUUGUUUGUGCUUAUGACGGGAUAUGCGUUGUUCGGUGCACUGAUCUUCAAAACCAUUGAAGGAGGUGAUGAAGAAAAUCCACCUGUGGACUUUCAGAAGAGCAGGGAAGACUGCUUGAAGGAACUCUGGCUUAUAACAGGUGAGUAA